Molecule: messenger RNA, 955 nt
Organism: Cladocopium goreaui
Lineage: Eukaryota; Dinophyceae; Suessiales; Symbiodiniaceae
Source: the annotation of a GenBank genome assembly
AAAAUCAGCACUUGCAGAUGGUUUCACAGACAUUUUUUGGUGAGUUGUGCCCACCCCUAUUUGAAGGGUGAAGAGGUAGCCAGGUAGCCGCUCCUUCCAGAGCCAUGUGGCUCAAGGAUCAGGCCAUGCCAGACCGAGGUCUGUUACAUGUGAGGUUGUCGCCGGUUCAUGAAGCAUGCGUCGCUGUUCUUUCUAGGCCUUGGCCUGAAGGCGGGCCAUGGCGCUUGGGUGACUUAUGACCAGCUACAAGGCGAAGCUCCGGUUGUCGACCGGCCCAAGGGCGGUGAGGCUCCAUCUCUCCUCCAAAGUCGUCAUCGUGCUAGAGCUGGACACAAGAAAAACAAGAAACGUCAUGGGCAGCGACACCAAGCAUUGCAAGCUACCGGGCAUGGUCUGGAAAUUCAGCAGGUGUCGGCGCAAAGCUCUAGGCAGAUCGAAGGAGCAGAGUCCAAUUCCAGCGGAGAACUUGGAAUCGCCUCUCAAUUGGAUGAAGCCAUGUUACAGAAGCUCGGACUCAACAAGAGCAGUUUUCAGGCGAUAGUGCUGAACCAGCAGCAAAAUGGAGAUCCCAACGUGCCACCAGUGGAGCCCAGCCCAACGCAGCUCCGUGCCGCGACAUCAUCGGAUCGUGGAUUCAACAUUUUGAAAAAGGCCUAUGAGUUUGUGAGGCCAUUUCGUGCACGGGGGGAAGAUAUGGUCGCGUCUUUGUUGAUGAUCGGAGAUGCAGAGAAUUGCCUCAUGAAGCUGGCGUACAGCACUUACAGGAUGGAUCGAGAUGGUGAGGACGACUAUCCUUACUUGCCGCGGAAGUGUCCGGCUCCCCGCAGCGGCAGCGGCAGCUUUUGGGUCCCCGUCCACGGUAGCGGUGGUCGUAUCCACCUGUCUAUCUGAGGUGGAGAUGAUUUUCGUUGGGAUACUGGCAGUUACUUCUGAGAAAAAGAGAGCUGGAAGCGUU